CCGUCGAGAGGUUGUACUGUAGGGGUGCGCGCGAGUGACAUGGCUGCUCAAACUCGAGCUCUCGUAGCGGCGCGAUGGCUCGCGGACGCUGUCAAAAGCAACCGAGUGGGACCAAAUCUGCGGAUAUUAGAUGCAUCUUGGUAUUUACCUAAAAUGAAACGCAACCCCAGGGCCGAGUUCGAACAAACUCACAUUCCCGGAGCUUCGUUUUUCGACAUCGACGAGUGUUGUGACAAAAGCUCAGAGUUUGAUCACAUGCUUCCUCCCGAGGGCGAGUUUGCAGACUAUGUGGGUAAUCUGGGAAUAGGGAACAACACUCAUGUCGUUGUUUACGAUGCCAGCGACUUUGGCUCGUUCUCUGCGCCACGGGUGUGGUGGAUGUUUAGGGUGUUUGGGCACAAUUCCGUGUCGGUUCUGGACGGGGGGUUAAAGAACUGGUUAAGGGAGGGUCAUCCCGUUACCGACCAAUAUAGUAAACCAGCGCGUGCCGACUUCAAAUCGUCCUUUAACAAGUCCUGGGUCAAAACUUAUGAAGACGUUUUGAACAACAUUAAAACCAAUGCAUUUCAAGUAGUCGACGCCAGAGCCAAUGGACGAUUUCGUGGUGUUGAACCAGAGCCAAGGCCAAACACAGAGCCUGGUCAUAUUCCUGGAUCCAUCAACAUGCCUUUUCAGAGCUUCAUGGACCCGACAACAGGUCUAGAGCAUCCUGUGGAGGAACUCACCAAGCUCUUCCAGCAGGCUGGAGUUGACAUGCAGAAGCCCUUCUGGGUCACCUGUGGCUCAGGUGUGACAGCCUGUCACAUCGCCCUCGCCGCUCACCUGUGCGGCCACCCGGAGGUCUGUCUGUACGAUGGGGCAUGGUCCGAGUGGUUCGCCAAGGCUGCACCUGAACAUGUGAUCUCUGAGGGAAAGGGAACACAGCCAUGAUUAAUGGUUUCUCAGACACCUUUUCUUUGGAAUAAAGAACUGAUGACUAAUGGUA
Molecule: messenger RNA, 985 nt
Organism: Megalobrama amblycephala (Wuchang bream)
Lineage: Eukaryota; Metazoa; Chordata; Actinopteri; Cypriniformes; Xenocyprididae
Gene: mpst
Product: mercaptopyruvate sulfurtransferase
Exons: 2
Coding region: 40-930 (296 amino acids)
Biological process (GO): transsulfuration
Cellular component (GO): mitochondrion
Molecular function (GO): thiosulfate-cyanide sulfurtransferase activity
Source: RefSeq, a predicted model, not a curated record